CGUUGACCAAGGAACCAAGUACUAAAAUAAUCGUAACAUCAGUCGGAUUGUGUCAACGAGAAUGUUCAACAAAUGGAUAUUUCAGUUAUAAUAAAGAAGACAGUGCAUGUUCCUGCUUAAACAACAACGACGUACAAUUCACCAAUGCUACAAACCUUUCUUCGUGCCUACAAAAACCUACUAAAGCAGCAUUAGUAUAUCAGGUUUAUAAUGGUACAACAAUAACAUCUGGAACCAAUAAUGGACUUUGUACGACAUUGACAUGCACUCCUCCCAAUGUUGUACAUGUAAAAGCAACCAGCUGUAAAGGCGAUAACUCGAUUAAAGGUUUAUGUGAAGAUGGAAUGCAGUCAACUUCGAAAUUCUGGGGUCUCCAACAGACUAACACUUUUGAAAACUGUUGGACUAAGGACAAGCUAUUAUUGCAUUCUAAUGCCUGUCAACAAUUUGCACAAAAUCUAACCUCACCUGCUUGGACAAAUGUUUUCAGAGAAGAAAUAGAAGUGGAACGAACAUUAGUUGACACGACAUCUGUACCUAAAUUUUGCCAAUCUGCAAACAUUUCUGAUAAUAAAGGGGAAAAGAUGUUAAAUAUACAUUGGCAGAAUUGCUCUAUAAAACUAGAAUGGUUUGUUUGCAAAAAUGAUACCUCUACAGUUGAAAACACAUACCACAUGGAAGUAGCAACAGAUGCAAAUUACGGGGCCAUUGUAGGUGGAUCUGUCGGAGCUGUCAUUGUUUUACUGAUAGGUGUUACUGUUAUUCUGUGCAAAGUGAGGUAA
Mytilus californianus (California mussel) is the source of this 782-nucleotide messenger RNA. RefSeq lists its product as uncharacterized. The record is from RefSeq and is a predicted model, not a curated record. NCBI's taxonomy places the organism in Eukaryota, Metazoa, Mollusca, Bivalvia, Mytilida, Mytilidae. The transcript has 7 exons. The coding region runs from base 345 to 782 and encodes 145 amino acids.